UUGGUUUUUGAAGAUUCCUUGUUUCUAGAUCUUUGCUGUUCCAGUUGUCAUUGCAUAUCCUCUUGUCUUGUCAUCCGAAUUUCCACGUUAACCUCGGCUUUGAUUACCAUACCGAAACGACCACAACACCACAAAAAUGCCUCUGACUGGACAAGACGUCGGGAAGCAUAACUCGAGAGAGUCGUGCUGGGUUAUAGUGCAUGGAAAAGCAUACGAUGUCACGGAAUUCUUACCUGAGCACCCUGGCGGUCCCAAAAUCAUCCUCAAGUAUGCUGGUAAAGAUGCGACAGAAGAAUUUGACCCGAUCCACCCUCCCGACACCCUCGACAAGUACCUCGACAAGUCGAAGCACCUGGGACCGGUUGAUAUGAGCACUGUUGAGAAGGAGGAGAGGGUAGAGUCACCAGAAGAAAGGGAACGACAGGAGCAUAUUGCACGCAUGCCAAUCCUGGAACAAUGCUACAACCUGAUGGAUUUCGAGGCCGUGGCCCGAAAGGUUAUGAAGAAAACAGCUUGGGCAUACUACUCUAGUGGAGCCGACGAUGAAAUUACUAUGAGAGAAAACCACUCCGCCUUCCACAAGAUCUGGUUCCGACCCCGCAUUCUUGUCGACGUCGAGAAAGUCGAUUUCAGCACCACGAUGCUGGGAACCAAGGUCGACAUCCCAUUCUACGUAACCGCCACCGCUCUGGGAAAGCUUGGAAACCCAGAGGGAGAAGUUGUUCUUACCCGCGCUGCGAAGAAGCACAAUGUUAUUCAGAUGAUCCCCACCCUCGCCUCCUGCUCUUUCGACGAGAUCGUAGAUGCAGCGGAGGGAGACCAGGUCCAAUGGUUGCAAUUAUACGUCAACAAGGACCGAGAAAUCACCAAGAAGAUCGUGCAGCAUGCCGAGCGACGAGGUUGCAAGGGUCUCUUCAUCACGGUCGAUGCUCCCCAACUGGGCCGUCGAGAAAAGGAUAUGCGAUCCAAGUUCACGGAUGUUGGGUCCAACGUCCAGGCAGGUUCUGAAGUAGACAAAUCGCAAGGUGCUGCGAGAGCUAUUUCCAGCUUUAUUGACCCUGCACUGAGCUGGAAGGAUAUUCCCUGGUUCAAGUCCAUCACUAAAAUGCCCAUCAUUCUGAAGGGUGUGCAACGUGUUGAAGAUGUUCUCCUUGCCGUCGAGGCCGGGGUUCAUGGAGUUGUUCUCUCCAACCACGGAGGUCGGCAGCUGGAUUUCGCACGUUCGGGAAUCGAGGUUCUUGCGGAAGUCAUGCCUGUUCUCCGGGAGCGAGGCUGGGAUAAGCGCAUCGAGAUCUAUAUCGAUGGUGGUGUGAGAAGAGCUACGGAUAUCAUCAAGGCAUUGUGUCUUGGUGCCAAGGGAGUUGGUAUUGGAAGACCCUUCCUGUUUGCUAUGAGUGCAUAUGGACAGCCGGGUGUGGAUCGAGCCAUGCAGUUGUUGAAGGAUGAGAUGGAGAUGAACAUGAGGUUGAUUGGGUGCUCAAGUGUUGAUCAGUUGAACCCUACCCUGGUGGAUACAAGAGGACUGAGCAUGCACACUGCGACUGUGCCCGUUGAUACUUUGGGACAAACCGCUUACGAGCCAUUGGUGAACCCGAAGGAGAAGGCCAAGUUAUAAGUUAUAUCCCGAGGCUUUGAUAGUCUGG
Molecule: messenger RNA, 1643 nt
Organism: Amorphotheca resinae ATCC 22711
Lineage: Eukaryota; Fungi; Ascomycota; Leotiomycetes; Helotiales; Amorphothecaceae
Exons: 6
Coding region: 137-1615 (492 amino acids)
Biological process (GO): lactate metabolic process
Molecular function (GO): L-lactate dehydrogenase (cytochrome) activity; heme binding
Source: RefSeq, a predicted model, not a curated record